This is a messenger RNA of Phaeoacremonium minimum UCRPA7, 1053 nucleotides long. RefSeq names its product putative 2-dehydropantoate 2-reductase family protein. Gene Ontology annotation, molecular function: 2-dehydropantoate 2-reductase activity. The record is from RefSeq and is a predicted model, not a curated record. NCBI's taxonomy places the organism in Eukaryota, Fungi, Ascomycota, Sordariomycetes, Togniniales, Togniniaceae. The coding region runs from base 1 to 1053 and encodes 350 amino acids. Gene Ontology annotation, cellular component: cytoplasm. Gene Ontology annotation, biological process: pantothenate biosynthetic process. The transcript has 3 exons.
AUGGGCUCUUUGCCGUCAACAAAGGCCAAUGUGCUCCUUGUGGGCUCUGGCGGCGUCGGCACCAUGGGUGCAUACGCCCUCGAGAAAGGAGGCAAGGCUUCAGUCACUGCGAUCUUGCGGUCAAACUUUUCUGCCGUAGAGAAGGGCGGCUUUCAGAUUGACUCUUUAGAUCACGGCAUCGUUAGCAACUGGAAGCCCUCAACCAUCCGCAACACCGUCCCAGACGUGGCGGCAGAGAGCUUGCCGCCAUAUGACUUCAUUGUCGUGACCACCAAGAACAUCGCAGACGUCCACCCUACCGUGGCGGAGAUCAUUGCGCCGGCCGUCACACCGGGCCACACGGCCAUCGCGCUGGUGCAGAACGGCCUGAACAUCGAGAAGCCUCUCGUAGCAGCCUUCCCCCAGAACCCCAUUAUCUCCGGCAUCAGUCUCAUCGGCGCCACUGAAGGCCCUCACGGCACGAUCAAGCACGACGACCACGAUGUGCUGAUCGUCGGCGCGUUCACUAACCCCAAUAUUCCCAAGGAGACCUCUGAGGAGGCCGCGAAGAAGUUCGUCGAGAUCUACAACUGCCCCGGCGUCGAGUGUACAUACGAGCCGGACGUGCUCUUCAGCCGGUGGCGGAAGCUGCUGUAUAAUGCCAGCUUCAACAGUGUCGCAACCGUCCUGCGCAUGGACACGACGAGGAUGCGCAUCAGUGAGCAUGUCAUUGACAACUUGAUACGGCCGGUCAUUCUAGAAAUCAUGGCCACGGCCAAGGCGGCCGGUGUGAACCUGCCGGAAGAGCUGGUUGAAAAAUUCAUCACCAUUGAUCCAUUCGAGGCGUUCUUCAAGCCGAGUAUGUGUCAAGACAUCAUAAAGGGAAAUUAUAUUGAGUACGAGAAUAUUGUUGGCGAGCCAUUAAGAGAAGCAGAGAGACUCGGUGUGCCCACGCCGACUUUAAGAGUGAUUUACGGGUUCUGCAAGGGCCUGCAAUGGCAGACAAUGGAAGCUAAGGGGCUCAUCACUGUCCCCAAGACGAGCUCACCGGACAUGAAGUACGGCGAGAAAUAG